AUGUUGCUAAGCAAAAAUGGUCAAGAAAGGGGAAUCCAUAUAAUCUCCAUCGUGGGGAUGGGAGGGAUAGGGAAAACAACUUUAGCCCAAAUAGUUUACAAUGAUAGAGAGGUUAACGCCUAUUUUCAGAAGAAACUAUGGGCGUGUGUUUCAUAUCCCUUUGAUGAGAUAAGGAUUGCAAAAGCAAUUCUUGAAGCUCUAACGGGUAUUCCGUUGGGUUUGCAUGAGUUGAACACUGUACUAGAGAAAAUCCAUGAAUCUAUUAUGGGAAAAAAGUUCCUACUUGUUCUUGAUGAUGUCUGGACAGAAGAUGAGAGGAAGUGGCAAUCAUUGAAAUGCUGUCUUAAAAGUAGUGCCUCCCCAGGAAGCAAAAUCUUGGUCACCACACGCAAGGAGAAUGUUGCUACUAUAAUGGGUUGUACCAGAUUAUUCAAUUUGGGGAAGUUGUCCGAAGAAGAGUGUUGGUCCUUAUUCAACAGUAGCAUUUUCUGGAUGGAAUCACAAAGCGCGUCAGAUCUUGGCAGACAUUGGUAA
Messenger RNA from Gossypium arboreum, 534 nucleotides. Its product is annotated as putative disease resistance protein RGA3. Bases 1 to 534 code for a protein of 177 amino acids. NCBI's taxonomy places the organism in Eukaryota, Viridiplantae, Streptophyta, Magnoliopsida, Malvales, Malvaceae. Gene Ontology annotation, biological process: defense response to fungus. Gene Ontology annotation, molecular function: ADP binding. The record is from RefSeq and is a predicted model, not a curated record. The transcript has a single exon.